AGAGCGGGCCUCCAACCACCGAGCUUCCAACCCGGAGCGGCCCCUUCCGCGGCGCGGCGCGGCGCGACGCAUGCGCGCGGUUUCGCUUGGCGGCGGCGUGCGAGGGGCCCGGUGCCAUGGGACCGGUGCUGAACCUCAACAACGAGGUUGUGAAGAUGAGAAAAGAUGUGAAGAAAGUCCGAGUCCUGACUAUUCGCAGACUAACCAGACACAUCGGGAAACUGAAGUUGAAAAGGGGUUCAGAAGACCUCAAAUUAAAGAACCAAAAACGAGUUGAGAGAUUAAUAGAAGAAAUCCAUGCUAUGAAGGAAAUAAAGCCAGAUCAAGUUACCAGACUUGCACUUAGGAAGGAAGUUAAUUUUGAAAGUGUCUGCAAAAAGUGCCUUGACAUUGCUUCCAGGAGGAUCUGUUCCAUGAUCUUGCCAGGCACAAAGCCAAAGGCAACUGCAAGUGAGCGAGCCAUUGCAAGACUUGCAACACACCCCUUCUUGAAACACAAAAUUGCUGAACUUAAAGCUGCUGUAAAAGCGUUUAAGGAUGCAAGACAGGACCCAAACAAAGCCAAUCCUGCGAAAAAGGAUACAUCAGAAGCACAGCCUAAAUCAGGACAACACUCCAUUAGCAGUUUGGAUGAACGAGUACUUAAACCAGCUCAAAAAAAGCAGGGAUAUGAAAACAAAACAAAAAUGGGUGUAAAAAUACAAACUAACAGAGGGGCUGAAGAACUCUGUGACAGUGAAUCUGAACAGAAAAUUAUGGAAAUGGAGAGAACAUGCAGUCCAAAAGAGUUUUCAUUUCAGACAGUAGAAAUGCCACAAGUCACUCAGAAUAAAACAGGAAAGAAACUUGGCUAUAAAAAAAGGAAAGAAAAUAUGAAUGUGAACAAAUUAACUGCAAAGAAAAAAAUAAUUAGUGAUGAUAGCGACCUGGAACAAAAUAGUGAAGAGGAGUACUUUGAUGAUAGUACUGAAGAGAGGUUUUAUAACCAGACAUCAGAUUCUGACAGUGAUAGCAAUGAUGAUUUCUUCAUUGGCAAAGUAAAAAGAAAGAAAAAAAUAACGGCAGCUAGUGAUCUUUCUUUAGUAAAAGAUAAGAACAAGCUUCAGGAAAACAUACUGAAGAAAGAAAAGAACACAGGAUCUGGUACAGUGCAAGAUUUGAUCGUAGAAGAAGGAAAGCCCUGUGCAAAAGCAAAGAAGCUAGAAUCAGUGUUCUGCAGUUCUUUGUCCACUACCUCCAAUCAGAAAUCCCAAAACAGAGGAAGAAAUACUAAAGACCAGCCUCUCAAAAACAGGAGAACAGCUCUUGUUAAAAAGGAACCACAGCUCAAAAAGCAACCAUUUGCAAAAGGUUCGGGUCUUAAAUGUGACAGUAAGAAACCAUGUUUGGAGCAGCCUCUUCAUCCUUCAUGGGAAGCAAGCAAGAGACGUCGGGAACAAAUGUCUCAAAUUACAGCAUUCCAAGGAAAAAAGAUUAAAUUUGAUGACUAGACUGUAUGUAAAUUGAGAUUUUAAAAUACAAUUCUUGUAAAUUUGCAUCCUGUGGUACUUUCUUAUGAAGUAACAACCACUGUUUGAACGCUUUUUCUCUGGGAUAAGGAUGGAAAUAAGACUAGAAAUCUUCACUGAGAUAAAAUUUUACAUGUCUCCAAAUUCAUGCAUUUUUAAGCCACAUUUAGGUGUCUUUAUAAAUUAUUUUUACUAAACCUUCGUUAUCCUUUGCAGUCUAUAAAAAAGCAUUGUUAUUAGAUUGCUUCAUUUACUGAGCGUGCUGUCUGUUGACUAAGGUAUGGGCAUAUGGAGUUGGUUUAUAAGUCCUGUUACAUAAUGCCACCAUUUAUGAAAUACAUCCUAGUGUGAAUGAAUGGGCUUUAGGAACACCCUUUGUGCUGUGUAGGAGUAGUACAGACUCUCUGGAGCUUUUUUUUUGUAAAAAUGUACUUCUAACUGCUUGAGGGCUUGUAUUUCAGGUGAGAGGUGAGAAUAUAAAAUACCUCUUCUGAAGUGAUAAUUUUAGGACUAUAUUAUCAAAUAUAUCUCGGGUGAGAAGAAAAGAUCUCUUAAACAUGAAUAGACUUCACAAAUUCAUGGAUGUAUCAGGUAUCUCAAAAAUCCACUCUGUAAUGCACGCGGUAUCAAAACAAUAAAAUAUUGGCCUGUUAAAUU
This is a messenger RNA of Cygnus olor (mute swan), 2165 nucleotides long. RefSeq names its product serum response factor binding protein 1 (gene SRFBP1). Gene Ontology annotation, cellular component: nucleus; 90S preribosome. Gene Ontology annotation, biological process: maturation of SSU-rRNA. NCBI's taxonomy places the organism in Eukaryota, Metazoa, Chordata, Aves, Anseriformes, Anatidae. The coding region runs from base 117 to 1490 and encodes 457 amino acids. The transcript is spliced from 9 exons. The record is from RefSeq and is a predicted model, not a curated record.